AUGUCAAAGCUCUCUCUUUCUCAAGCUGAGCAAAGGCAAACUCAGCUCGAUGCUUCGAGGCAGUGUCCGCCAGUUGGAGACGCCUGUCCCGCUCAUGUUCGAGAUCGUCGCGUAACCCUUUCGUUACGCGAUCAAAGAGGCUUUCGGGAACACACUCUUCCCCACGAUUGUGUGGAGAGCGUCUUUCCUCCUCCUCCGCCUCGAUUAGAGGACUCUCGCGGUGGCCAGUGCUAUCUUGUUGAGCAGCUGUUGAACCACCGCGAUGUGAACGGACGUCGGAAGAGCUACCUCGUCCGAUGGUGCGGUUAUCCCCCGUACUGGGAUGCUUGGGAGCCCCGCUCCCAACUAAUGAUCGACGUACUGGGUCUGGUUGAGCAGUACGACGCGGCACAUCCUGUGGCGCAGAAGUACUGCUAG
Peronospora matthiolae is the source of this 417-nucleotide messenger RNA. NCBI's taxonomy places the organism in Eukaryota, Oomycota, Peronosporomycetes, Peronosporales, Peronosporaceae. The record is from the annotation of a GenBank genome assembly.